This is a messenger RNA of Onychostoma macrolepis, 4775 nucleotides long. It is a transcript of the gene jph1b, whose product is annotated as junctophilin 1b. The transcript has 6 exons. Bases 309 to 2291 code for a protein of 660 amino acids. Gene Ontology annotation, cellular component: junctional membrane complex; endoplasmic reticulum membrane; sarcoplasmic reticulum. The record is from RefSeq and is a predicted model, not a curated record. Lineage: Eukaryota; Metazoa; Chordata; Actinopteri; Cypriniformes; Cyprinidae.
CUCCUCUCUCUCUCUCUCUCUCCCUCCCUGUGAAGCGAACAGGGGGGAGAGGAUCAUAAAAAAAAGCCAGGAACGGCGACAGUGACAGCGCCUGCGGCUCCGGCGCCUGUGCGCGAUCCUCCCUCUCACUCACCGCCAACACUCGCACCAAUGCGCGCCCUCAGCCAUCUCCAGCAGACACCACCGCAUCACAGCACUGCGCCCGCGGUCUGAAAUUCACUCCCCCCCCUUUUUAUUGUAGUUGUUGAGCAUCCGACAUACGAGCAGCCAUCGAGACACAAACACUUUCUUUUCAAUCCUUCAUCUGAAUGACGGGCGGACGGUUCGACUUCGACGAUGGCGGCACUUUCUGCGGUGGAUGGGAGGACGGAAAAGCCCACGGACACGGCAUCUGCACCGGCCCCAAGGGCCAGGGCGAAUACUCCGGGUCCUGGACCAACGGGUUUGAGGUAGUCGGGGUGUACACCUGGCCCAGUGGAAAUACGUACAAGGGCUACUGGGCGCAGGGGAAACGGCACGGGCUCGGCGUGGAGUCCAAGGGGAGGUGGCUGUACCGCGGGGAGUGGAGUCACGGAUUUAAGGGUCGGUAUGGGGUACGCCAGAGUCUCAAUACACCUGCCAGGUAUGAAGGCACAUGGAGUAAUGGACUGCAAGAUGGAUAUGGGGUCGAGACGUACGGAGAUGGGGGUACGUACCAGGGCCAGUGGAUGGGCGGCAUGCGACAUGGCUAUGGCGUACGUCAGAGCGUGCCUUACGGCAUGGCCACUGUCAUCCGCUCCCCGCUGCGCACCUCACUGGCCUCCCUCCGCAGCGAGCAGAGUAACGGCUCCGUUCUUCACGACCACAUGUCCGACAGUCCUGCUGGCACCCGCGGCGGCUUCGUCCUGAACUUCCACAGCGACAGCGAAGUGGGCUCCGGCAAAAAAAAGGGCCUCUUCAGACGGGGUUCUCUGUUCGGGAGCCUCAAGCAGCUGAGGAAGUCAGACUCCCGUUCUUCCAUAUCCAGCAAGCGUAGUUCGGCACGAAGCGACGCCACCAUGAGCCGCAUCAGCUCUAGCGACGCAAACUCCACCAUUAGUUUUGGCGAUGGAGAAGUGGCUGACGAGUACAUGCCGGCUGAGGACAACGUCGAUGCCACCACCACCGAGUCGUACAUGGGCGAGUGGAAGAAUGACAAGCGGAAUGGAUUCGGUGUUAGUGAGCGCUCCAAUGGGAUGAAAUACGAAGGCGAGUGGAUAAACAACAAACGCCACGGCUACGGGUGCACAAUAUUCCCUGAUGGGACGAAAGAAGAGGGAAAGUACAAAAAUAACGUUUUGGUGCGUGGCAUCAAGAAGCAGCUUAUUCCCCUCAAGAACACCAAGACGAAGCAGAAAGUGGACCGUGCCGUUGAAGGAGCCAUAAGAGCGUCUGCCAUUGCCCGAACAAAAGUAGAAAUUGCCACCUCAAGAACCGCACACGCCAGGGCCAAAGCAGAGGCAGCUGACCAGGCGGCCCUGUCUGCCAGCCAGGACGCUGAUAUCGCCAGAGCAGUGGCCAGAGAACUGUCCCCCAACUUCUAUCAACCAGGUCCUGACUAUAUCAAGCAAAGGUUUUCCAGUGAGCCCAUCGAGAUUAAAGAAGUACCAGAAGAAAAGAAAGAGAAAUCGCCUUCAGGAAGUCCGCACUUUUAUCGCAAAGGCACGACCCCAACCCAGUCCCCUUCCCAAAGCCCCGGGCCCACACCACCUCCCUCCCCCCCUCUCAGCAAGAAAAAGCCCUUCUUUAACAGAAGUGCCCCAAAAGCCAUCAAAGAAAACAAGCCCCCUGCUGCCGAAAGCCUGGCAGCGGGUGUCACCAAGGCUACUUCCAGGUUAUCAGACAAACAGGAAGUAAAACAGGAGGUAGUACCCGUAGCCAAACCCUCCAAUGCCUCCAGCCCUGGGAACGGUGAGCUGCACUCCCAGUAUCACGGAUACUAUGUGAAGGCGGAGGUGAUGAUGCCACCUGAUGAUCCGGAUGACGAAGAACACCAUGCAACGUCAACUGCUCAUACCAGGAUGCCCCCACCUGCAAAGCAGUACCGCGCACCGACCCCCAAACCAGUAAUGGCCAAAGAGAGCAAACCCGAACCCAAACUGAAGAAACAGGAAUCAUUGAAGCCAAAGAGCCUAGCAGAAACUAAGAAAGCCAGCAUGGAAAUUACUACUGACAUUGUUGAGGAGGAGUCAGGUCCCAACUCAAUAUUGGUCAUACUAGUGAUGCUGAUAAAUAUUGGACUGGCAAUUAUUUUUGUCCAUUUCCUCACUUGACGGCACACUAAACUCAGUGAGCUCAUGAAAACUAGGCCCUACAUAGGCCCCUAAUUCUCCGCACUUGCGUCAAUGGCCUUUAAAACAAAAUGGCACCAGUCAGACUCAGACACAGGCAAAGGACUGGACGACUGGAAUUAGAGCAAAUCAUGGGAGAAAGACGAAACCCGGACCAUUCGGCCUGAGCCAACCCAGUUCCUCUGGCGAUGAUUUGUGACUCGCUUGGGCUCUGAAAGCUGAAGCAAGCAGUCGUUGGGAAAGAAAAAGAAUCUGCUGAUCCAAGCCGUACCCAGUCAAGUGCAUGUCCACCCCGCUGCUAAGGGGAGGGGUGGAAUGGGGGGACUUAACUGGAUAUGUUCGGAGAUGCACUUUUAGUUGACGGAAGCGAACAGCUGCCUUACUAUUUUACCAACUGACGUUUUAAAGGGGAGAUGUGCAGUGGGUUGCCAGUGUGUUUGGGCAGCAGGAGUGUGUACCAGUGUCCGCUUUCCGCUUGGUUCGAAACACCAUGCACAUUUUGAAAGGGUCACUUGCCAGUCUUAUUCCAUUACCCAUCUCUACAGCCUUGUCUAACAUCUCUUGCUCCUGUUUUAGGAGAUUCAUCCAUGACAUGCCUGUGCAUGGUACUGGUUUAACGACUUUGUCUUGACUUUUUUCAUUUGUUUUCCUUUCUGUUGUGUUCUUUAUUUCUGCACCUGUAGCUAAGGAUGAUGAAAAUAUCCAAUGUAAAAUGAAACCUGAAAAUAACAGCACGUUACACUUUGAACUGUAAGAUUUAACAUGUCCUAUGGAGAAAAAAAAAAUAGAAGCAAUUUUUUUAAAUUGGCUUUUUUUUUUUUUUUUUUUUUUAAAUAGUGCGUGGUUUGAUUUAAAAAAUAUAUAUAUAAAUAUAUUUAUUUAUUUAUUUAAGGUAUUAUUGUAAAAUUGUGUGUGUUUUUUCUUUUGAAAGAUAGGCAGUAUGUUUGAUGUUGUACUAGGGUAAAAUGCAUGGCUUUUAUUUUUUGAGAAAUGACUAACUGUGACAUUUUGCACCUUUAAUCUUCACGGCCUGAGACUCUGCCCUCUAACCCCCCCAAACCCCUCACACUACCCCUUAACUUGACAUGUGCAGAGCGGUACCUGCCUCAAUAUUAUGCCUGCUAAAUUGUGUUGAAUACAUUCAGGUCGACCCACUGGUUAUAAAUGCGAAUGUAGAGAUGGUUGCCUUUAAAGAAUUUGUAACAGUGUUAUAGUUUACCUCAGAAAAUGUGGUUUUUGAAAUGCUGUCGUAAUUAGGAAUUUUUGUGGAAAUCUGCUGUUAUUCUCCAUUAUUUUGGUCUGGUGGUGCAUGAGGAUGUGGUUGCAAUUAUUGUGCACAUGGUGCAUUCGCACCAGUAUUUAAAUGACAAAUGUAUACAUAUAAAUAGAUCUAUUUUAUAUACAAAGUCAGAAUAUAUUUAGUCAACAGUUGGACACUAAAUGGCCUUGACUAAAAUUACAGCACCGCAUCUUUUGCUGAUUGAUUCAAAGAUCCUGCGUGCAUGGUGUAUUUGCCGGCUAUGGAUGUGUCGUGGUGUGAAGCAUGAAUUUCAGCAGUAACAGGGUGACUGUUUUUACAGAGGUUUUGUCAGACUGCGAGAGUAUGUGAGAGGGAAGGAGGAGGGAAGAGAAGAGCAUCAGAAUGGAUGAUGGCUUGUCAUUUGACAAGAGAGAAUAAUCUUCAAAUAUAGAACAGACUUAUUUUUAAAGAAAUAAUAUCUUUUAAAGAAAUAUUUCUUUUUUUUUUGUGGCGGGGUAAACAUCUUUGAUUUACACUCAUUGGCUAUGUAAAUGGCUGUUUUUUUUUUUUUUCUGAUUUGUUUUCUAUUUCUGUUUAUAUUCCAUCCCGACAUGAUACAUAUUAGAUGUAAUUACAAUUUCCCCUUAAAAUUUGGCAUUUGUUUACCCAGUAAAGAUUUUUUUGUCAUUUUGUUUCCACUACCAAAAAAAGUUCAUCUCUAUACCAAGAAAAGUUACAAUUUCUGUAUUUUUCUAAAAAACAAAACAAAACAGCUAGUAUUAAAGAUGUUUUAUUGUAAAACAGCAUUCAAUUUAACUCUUUUGUGCUGUUAUGAUUUCAGAUCUAGCGUAGCUCUUCAAAUUGACCAUACAAAAAUUCACAACUGAAGAAUCAUAAAUUGCAAAUUCAAGAUAAAACAUUGCAUUAAAUCUAUGUUAAAGCAAAAAAAAAAUGGGUAAUAAAGACAUGCAACAGCACGAAAGGGUUAAAUACGGUAUUUAAAAUGGCUUGACUCUGUCAUUGUAAUAUCUUAACAUUUUUAAAUUGGUUUGAAUGUAUUGUUUUCAUUUUAAAGGUUGAACACAUGGAAAAAUGUUGCUGAAAGUUUUGAUAUGAACUGUCCCACACACCUUAAUGAUACUGAAACGUAUAUAUAGAUAUAUAUUAUUUUUUGGAAAUUAUUGAUAUAAAUUAUAAUUAAAAAGGUGACUUUUCAAAGUCUUGAA